This is a messenger RNA of Gossypium arboreum, 1007 nucleotides long. RefSeq lists its product as uncharacterized. NCBI's taxonomy places the organism in Eukaryota, Viridiplantae, Streptophyta, Magnoliopsida, Malvales, Malvaceae. The transcript has 6 exons. Gene Ontology annotation, biological process: vacuolar proton-transporting V-type ATPase complex assembly. The record is from RefSeq and is a predicted model, not a curated record. Gene Ontology annotation, cellular component: endomembrane system. Bases 154 to 780 code for a protein of 208 amino acids.
AAAUAUAAAACUUUUGCUCCUAAAUCGUCUCUUUUGAAUCUGUGCUUCAUUUUCUUUGUUUCUCCGUCUGCUUAUCCACGGCCGAGAAGCAAUUGUUGUCAGAUAUUCUUUGUGGUUAUAAUACUUGAGGCCAUGCCUGCUACAAAGAAGUAAAUGAAAAAAAUGAGCUCCGAUGAUCCGAACCAACCCGGUCUCGUGAUAACUGUGACCGAAUCCAUUCGCUCGUUUCUUCUCUCAGCCUCCAAUGACCAUCGUCUCUCUAAAGAACUCCGAGAACUCGCUCUCACUCUUUCCUCAGCAGCCAAUGCUCCGUACAAGCAGAUCCGAAGCAUAUGGAUGGAAUCAGCUUUUGACUCCAGGCCCGGAUUGAUUUCUCUCUUCUCCGGAUCUAAUUUCGUUUUCACCAGUCCUAAACCCAGAGAGAAGAGCGAAGAAUUGAAGGAGAGGUUAAGGAAGCUUAAAGAACUAGCAGAGAGGAAAGAGUAUCAAGAGCUUGUUAAAGAUAUCACGCCGAAGAAGGAUCUCACUGAACCUUUCUCUACUUAUAAGGAUCAAAUUGGCUUUGGUUUACAUGUUGCUCUGACAAUGUUUACUGGGUAUUUGGUUGGUUAUUUUGCAUUCAGAGCGUUGUUUAACCACAGUCCUAUCAUGAAUUCUGCUGGAGGUAUUCUUGGAUUGGUGUUUGGCAUGCUUCUUGAAACAUUUUUGUUCAUUAUUAGGACUUCAGAGCCUAACCUUAAAUCGCCGUCCUCAACUUCGAGAUUGAAGAAAAAUCAAUAGAGUAUUUAAAAAGAGGUUGGUUGUGUUUUCUUUUCUUGCUACCUAUUGUCCAUUAUCAAUAGAGUAUGUGAGUUUAAGCCUGUAAAUACUAUCAUAUUGUAAUCAUAGGGCAUUUUAUUUUGUUGUUCUUUGCCGUGAACAAUAUUACAAAGUAAAGAUUGUGUAGGAUUAUUUUUAUAACUUUGUUGAGAGCAGAUGAAUAAGAGAACAAUUAUAUCCAUCUUUAA